AUGGCCGAGUCCAAGCCUGCGAGCAUGUUUAGCCUCAUCCAGCGCAUCAGCGGGGCGGGCGAUGGCGCGGGCAGUGACGACGAAGACGGGCAACGCAACAACGACGACGACGACGAUGACGACGAUGAUGACGAUGAUGAUGACGACGACGAGGACGACAACGAAGAAGACAAGCUCGCGUUUAUUGAGGAGAACCCGCCGCUGGCCGCGAUCCUCGACAAGUGGUGGCAGAGCUGCCUCACACUGCUCGAUGGCGACCGCAACGGCACGAUCGAGCGCGGCGAGUAUGUCAACUUGUACAAACGGCUCAUCUUUGGCACGUCGCGCAUGUAUGGGAAGAAGGCCAAGCUCAGCGACGACAUUGACGCACUCAUCGAGGAAGACUGGCAACGCGACAGCGGCGGCUUGAUCUCGAUGGACAAGAACCGGUUUUGCUUCUCGAUUUACGAGCUCGCCGAGGUGUGGGCGCGCGGCCAAAAGGUCAAGGCGUACGUCACCUAUCUCACGGAGCUCCACGAGUGGGUUUUUGUCAAGUUUGCCGACGACGCACCAAAGCCGGCCAAGAAGACGCCGCGGUCGACGACGAAGACGGCCAAGACACCCAAGCCCAAGACGCCGCCGCCCACCAAGACAUCAACAAAGGCGACACCGAGUCCGUCGAUCCCCCAGCGUCCAAGCGUCAAGCCGACACCAGUGCCACGUGCCGACAUCCUUGUGCUCGCGCCGCCCGUCGUCGUCGACGGUCCGGUCGACGCACCUUUGGCGGUUGUCGAUGUCGCCGACUUGAUGGAGCCGCCGUCGAUUCCAAUGCCCGAGCCGCAACCGCCGACCGUUGACACGCCAAGCUACUUGAAGGCUAGCAACUCGGUCGAAGCUCGCAUCGCUCUCCAAGACCGCAUCGAGGCGUGCCAGAAGCUCUUGCAGCCGCUCGCGCGCGUCUCGGAGAUUGCGUGGCUUCGCUGCACGGCGCGGGAGGCCGACGGCGUUCUCUCGGACAGUUUGAUCACCGCAGUGGAGAUCACAGAGCUUGGCGAGCACGUCUGUGAAAAGCUCCGACGGGCGAUUCUGUCGGCCGAGACCGCGCACAUCCCCGACCUGACUGCGUACGUGGACGACGCCGAGCGCGACGUGCACUUGUACAUUGCGCUCGUCACCGAGCUCGCCAAAGAGGCGCCCAAAAUGCACAAGUCGCCCAAGAAAAAGGGCGUGCGGCCACCCAAGCCAACGCCGGCGCACGGCCCUUCGCACCACGAGCUGUGCUUUGGCUCGCACGCGCUCUCGUUCGACUUGCCGUCCAUGCAGACAUACGCGAAGCGCGUCGCGCCGUCGUACGCUGCGUACAAGACGAAGCCAUCAGUGUUGUUGAAAUAA
Saprolegnia parasitica CBS 223.65 is the source of this 1371-nucleotide messenger RNA. RefSeq lists its product as hypothetical. The coding region runs from base 1 to 1371 and encodes 456 amino acids. Gene Ontology annotation, molecular function: calcium ion binding. NCBI's taxonomy places the organism in Eukaryota, Oomycota, Saprolegniomycetes, Saprolegniales, Saprolegniaceae. The transcript is spliced from 8 exons. The record is from RefSeq and is a predicted model, not a curated record.